Messenger RNA from Fomitopsis serialis, 2227 nucleotides. RefSeq names its product acyl-CoA dehydrogenase/oxidase. The coding region runs from base 387 to 1991 and encodes 534 amino acids. Lineage: Eukaryota; Fungi; Basidiomycota; Agaricomycetes; Polyporales; Fomitopsidaceae. Gene Ontology annotation, molecular function: fatty acid binding; FAD binding; acyl-CoA oxidase activity. The transcript is spliced from 4 exons. Gene Ontology annotation, cellular component: peroxisome. Gene Ontology annotation, biological process: lipid homeostasis; fatty acid beta-oxidation using acyl-CoA oxidase. The record is from RefSeq and is a predicted model, not a curated record.
ACAGUACUGAUUACAAGUAUAGAUACAGGUGAGGUCAUGGCGGAGAUACUACCAGGAACACAAGAACGAAUACAUUGGGGGACUCGCGCCCUUAACGAUUAUUUCGUUAGACUCGUCUGUGAGCAACUUGAUUCUCAAUUUUCGCGCCGACACGUGUCACCGUUGACGUUGUACACUGACUAAGUUAACAUGCGAAUGUCAACUCAGUUUAAAGCGAGCUCGGUGGGGUAGUAGAUUCGGACUGCAUCUCUUCAGUUCAUCUAACGCCCCAUGGACUCGUGGCACCCAUCGUUUGAUCUGCGAACAGAGCUGCUCACUCUGGAGGAGCAGACGUUGCUGUCGUACACCAGAGCACAAGUCAUUCUUCAAGAGAUCAGUAAAUAUUCAUGCAUAUCGACCAGAGCCAAAAGCGUGCUCACACCUCCACAGAACUGACUCUCGACGAUGUUGACCUCUGCACGAGCGCAUUCAUCCGCAUGCACAGGCACCCGAUCAUGGCGCUUGACGUCGGCUGCGCCAAUAUACUUGCCUGCCAUGUCAAUCUCUUCUUGGGCACCAUCGCCCCGCUCAUUCCAAGGCGACCAGAUUUGAAACCGCUCGUCGAACGUGCUCUGAAGGGCGAGGUCAUGGGCAAUUUCCUGCUGACCGAAGUCGGCCAUGGUCUUGAUAUCUUGGGACUGGAGACCGUCGCCGAGAAAGUCGAGGAUGGUUUCAUUUUGCAUACUCCGAAUAGCAGCGCCUGCAAAUUCAUGCCUCCCACGAUGCCGCACCCAGUCAUUCCGAAGGUUGCAAUUGUUUUUGCGAGGUUGAUGGUCGGAAAAGACGAUCGUGGAAUCCAUCCGUUCCUUCUCCCGACGUCUUAUCCUGGCCGUAUGCACUCCAGAGUAUCUGCUGUUUUGUUACCUCCUCGGAACGGUACAUGUGCAUUGGAUUACGCACUGACCUCCUUCGACCAGGUCAAGCUGCCGCCCAGUGCAUUCCUUGGUGCAGACUAUCUGUCGGUCACGGACCAUCAUGCGUUACUGAAACAGUAUAUCCGAAGAAUAACGUUGGGCCAAAUCUGCAUACCGAUGGUCGCCGUGACGGGAAUCAAGCUGACAGCCUGCAUUGGCGUCGACUACUCGUAUCGAAGACACGUACAGGGAACGAGAGGGGAUAAGUUUCCCAUCAUGUCAUUCCGAACUCAGCAAUUACCGGUUCUCUACUCUGUGGCCGUUGCGCACGUGCUCGACGCCUGGUCGAACAAUGUUGCACAAGCGCUCGAAUCGCGGGUCGUCGAGGGUGACGUGCUGCAAGGGAUGGCGACAAUAUUCAAGACCACAGUAUGUCGGUUCACUGUUCAAUCGUACCGGGAAGUCGCGGAGCGCCUUGGGGCCCAGGGAACGUUUGGUCACAACUUUGUGAGCCGGAUUGAGAUGGACAUGCGUGGAUUGGUCAUAGCGGAGGGCGACGUGACGACCAUCGCGAUUCGCCUCUUCUCGGAGCUCUUGCAGAGAAAGUACACAUUGCCGCAGUGUACGCACGAAGGCACCCUCCUAGAGAAACACGCGAGGGGUGUGUACAAUCGAUGCGCACAGCUUCUAGGCGGCUUACCUGACGGCCAUCGCGACCCACUAUUCAACGCCCUCGUCCUUCCGCAGUGCGAACGUGGCGUUCUGGCGUUGGGCUGCAGCUAUGCAUACUCAUGUGCCUUAGACGCAGGCGUACCUCGCGUUCUGUUGGAUCUCUUCGAGUGCGCCGCCAUUCGCAUGGAUCCUGCAUGGUACACGGAGGUCGAAGGCAUCGGAGAGAUGGAACGUAUAAUGCGAGAGCACAGAGCGGUCACUGCCAUGCUACCACAUGUUCAGGAGCUUGCAGACGGCUUGAAGAUUAGGCAUGUAAUCCCUGUGCCGAUUCUUAGUGAUGCCGCAUGGGAUGCAUGGGUCGAGUCGCUGGUCCACAAGAAAGAGGCCUUGUCCCAUUUUUUUGGACCUUCACCCGCUAGAUUGUAGUAAAGCUGUCACGUCUUGGAGCCUUGAUCAUAACAGGCUCGUCACUUCCGAAUUAUAUAUUGGACGCCGAACGUUCCCACCGCAUGCACAGCCGGAGGAGAAAAGAGGAGGAAGGGUUGCUGAAGAGAUUAGGUUCGACGCAACCGACGCCGAAGGAAUAAGGUUUUCGAUCAUAAUGUUACUAUAAUUGGUACAAAAGGCCAUCUGCGACGAACAUCAUGGAGAUUUUGUGGAGA